CUCGGAGCCCGUGAAUGGUAAAGCUCAUGAAAGGCAUUUGGAAUUAGGGUUUUGCCUCCAUUCAACUCGACUCACUACUUGUCUCUCUCGUCUUCCAUGGCUACCGUACCACUGAACCCUAAGCCCUUCUUGAAUAACUUGACUGGGAAGCCUGUCAUUGUCAAACUCAAGUGGGGAAUGGAGUACAAAGGUUAUCUCGUAUCAGUGGAUUCAUACAUGAACUUGCAGCUGGCCAACAGUGAAGAAUACAUUGAUGGACAGUUCACUGGAAACCUUGGAGAGAUUUUGAUCAGAUGUAACAAUGUUCUCUAUCUUCGUGGGGUACCGGAGGAUGAAGAAAUAGAAGAAGCUGACCGAGACUAGGAUGGAUAUCAGCAGUGGUUUAGUGUAAUCAUAACAUCCUUAAAAAAAAAAAAAACUGUUAUCGUUUUUUACUUGUUUGUCAUCAACCUAAAGCAGCAAUACAUUGUAUUUCUCUCUUAGCAUUGUUUAUGGGUUGUCUGAUUCUUAGGCUGCCUAUGUUUGGACAGAAAGCAGCACUAAGGCAUGGAUCUGUGAAGUAUCUCCUGUCUUACACUUCUCCAGGCUGAUGAUAUGUGAAACCGAGUUAUUAUUUCUUGUUUUACUUGCCCAUUAGAUUUCAAAUGAAUCUAAUGUUGGUUUUAGCCA
Messenger RNA from Vitis riparia (riverbank grape), 669 nucleotides. Its product is annotated as probable small nuclear ribonucleoprotein F. The transcript is spliced from 5 exons. Gene Ontology annotation, molecular function: RNA binding. Lineage: Eukaryota; Viridiplantae; Streptophyta; Magnoliopsida; Vitales; Vitaceae. Gene Ontology annotation, cellular component: catalytic step 2 spliceosome; U1 snRNP. Bases 97 to 363 code for a protein of 88 amino acids. The record is from RefSeq and is a predicted model, not a curated record. Gene Ontology annotation, biological process: mRNA splicing, via spliceosome; spliceosomal snRNP assembly.